Molecule: messenger RNA, 1680 nt
Organism: Parastagonospora nodorum SN15
Lineage: Eukaryota; Fungi; Ascomycota; Dothideomycetes; Pleosporales; Phaeosphaeriaceae
Exons: 2
Coding region: 1-1680 (559 amino acids)
Biological process (GO): glucan catabolic process
Cellular component (GO): extracellular region; cell surface
Molecular function (GO): beta-glucosidase activity
Source: RefSeq, a predicted model, not a curated record
AUGGGGUGUUUCGCAAAAGCUGCGGUGCUUGCAUCUGCGAUAGUACAGGGUGCUUUUGCUCAAGGAUCUUUUCUUUCCAAUAUCAACCCCGGGUGGAAUCUUGGAAACACACUGGAUGCCGUCGAGACGGAAGGAUCAUGGAAUAACCCACCUGUUGUCGGGGCCACGUUUGACGACGCUAAGAAGGCCGGCUACAAGGGCAUUCGUCUGCCAGUGACCUGGGCUUACCACUUCACUUCCCAAUCUCCGGACUACACCGUCGACGCAAAGUGGCUGCAGAGAGUCGAAGAUGUUGUCGACAUGAUCCUUUCCCGAGGCUUCUACGCUAUCGUCAAUGUUCACCACGACAGCUGGACGUGGACGGACCUCACACAGGCUAACACAAAUGUGACUCUGGUUGAAGAGAAAAUGUACAAAUUGUGGUACCAGAUUGGAACAAAGCUUGCUUGCAAGAGCAGUGCUUUGGCUUUCGAACCUAUCAAUGAGAUCCCUGGAACUACAGCAGAGCAUGGCGCGACUGUGAAUCGGCUAAACAAUAUCUUUCUCCAGGCUAUCAAUGAUGCGGGAGGUUUCAACUCACAACGAGUCGUGACUUUGGUCGGAGCGGGCGAGGAUGGACUCAAGACAACACAGUGGUUCAAGCGUCCAGAUGCGAAGUUCAAGAACCCCUGGGGAAUCCAGUGGCAUUACUACUCCCCUUAUGACUACAUUUUCAAUGCUUGGGGCAAGACAACAUGGGGCUCUGACGCCGAUAAAGCUGCGCUCGACGCAGACUUCGCCAUGGUGCGUGGCAACUUCACAGAUAUCCCUCUCAUCAUCGGCGAAUGGGCUGCAUCUCCAGUAGCAACCGAGACAGCAGCACGCUGGCGCUACUUCGACUUCCUAGUCCGCACCGCUGCUAAAUACAAUGCCUCCACCAUCCUCUGGGACAACGGCAACGAUUUCCUGGACCGCGCAGCACACACUUGGCGCGACCCCGUCUCCCACGACAUCUACCGCAACGCCGUCAAGGGCAUUCCCAACGCGCUCCCCGACAGCACAACAGACGGCAGCACAACCCAAAAGUCCUCCGCCUACAUCUACCACAAGAAAGGCACAAAUAUCACUGACGUGACCCUUGGCUUCUACUUCAACGGCAACAAACUCUCCAAGAACAUCGUCCUCGCUAGCUCCAAUAAGUCUCUUAAUCAGGGCCGCGACUACACCGUCUCGGGCGAAUUAAUCACGUUCAAAGCCCCUUUCCUCGCUUCAAUAUUCACCCCCUCUUCGCCCACAGGCAGUCUCGGCUCCCUCGCUUUAUCCUUCAACCGCGGCGCAUCGCUCAGCAUCGAUAUGGUGCACUACUCCGUGCCCGAACUAUCCAGCACAUCAUCAAAAUUACCCGCCGUGUCUGCCGACCUGUUGAUCCCGUUGAAAUGGGCCGGGCAAAACAGGCCCGCGACGGUCAAGGCGACGAAGCUUGAUGGCACGUAUCUUGUGGAUGAUUGGACGCAGUAUUUGCCUGAGUUGCAGAGGGGUAGGGCGACGUACUCGAAUCACUGGAACUGGGCGCCCGAGGGUGUGAUACUGACGGCGGCGGCGUUGGAGGCGGUUAGGACGGCGGGAUUGAGCACGACGUUUAUGAUUGAGUUUUAUCCGAGGGAGCCAGGGAAUGCGGUGAACUAUACAUUGACUGUAUAG